AUGUCAAGUGGCACAUUAGACAGCGACAACCUGAGUGCUGCGGAGAGGCUGCAGGCGCUGAAGCUGAGGCUGCAGCAGAAGCACAGAGCAGCAGAGGGGACAGGAGCAGGUGGGAAGAUUAAUAAUGGCCAUGGGGGAACGAGGAUGGAUGAUGCUUAUGGGAGCAGCAGAGGGGGUGAUGGGGGUGGGAGGAGUGAUGGGAGCAAUGAAAAUAAUAGGAGCGAUGCUGCGAAGAAGAGAUACGAUUUCGUGCAGUAUCCACUGAUUCGGCUUAUUCACCGCACUCGGGACUGCUCGCCUGUCACAGAAAAGCUCCUGGGCAGCGUGAGUUUGGAUCUAGUGGCGGAUAUGGCCGGCAAACUCACUGACGGCACCGGCAGCAUCACUGCAGUGGUGGCCCCCCAGCUGGGGGCCCUGCAUGACGUCAUCCUCACCACUGAGGAACCUUCUGAGAAGCUUCCAGCUUCUGCUGGAGCUGUGGGGGGAGCAGUGGGGGGCGCUGUGGGGAAGAUGAUGGGGGGGAAGGUGGGGGAAGGGGUUGGGGGACUGGGGGGGACAUUGGGGGGAGCGCUGGGGGGAGCGUUGGGGGGAUUGAUGGGGGGAAGGCGGGCUGCUGUUCCUGCUGGUAAGUCGGUGCGCAGUAGAAGAGGAGGGGUAAAUGGGGCUGACAGCAACAGCAGCAGUACAGGUGGCGGUGGCAGCAGCAGUGGCAGCAGCAGUAGUCGGGGCAAGGAGCUGGACGGCAUUCUUCGUCCUACUAAUGGGCCGCGCGUGCACGUGCUGUGCAACGCACGUGUGGUGCAGAUGCCGAGGGAGCGAGUGGAGCAGCUUGAGACGUGCCCCUGCCUGCCGGGAAUAGCCGUACCUGUCAUGAGACCCCCGUGGGUGCGUGUGAUGGCACACGACGAGAACCAACAGCAGCAUGUGUAUCUGUUUAGGGGAGCAGCAGCGCGCUUGGUGCUUCGAGCCAUGGACCACUGCCACGGCAGGCGGCUGCUGGACGUGCGUGCAUUCAUUCAUCCCCUUGUAUCCACCCUGGCAUUCAAGGGAGCAGCAGCAUGCUUUGUGCUUCGGGCCAUGGACCACUCGCACGGCAGGCUGCUGCUGGACGUGCAAUCACCCCCGCCUACCUCCCUCAUUCCCCUCACCCUGCUCACCGCCCUUAACCGCCCUCAACCGCCCUGCAGUUCAAGGGAGCAGCAGCCCGGUCCAUUCUUCGAGCCAUGGACCACUGUGGAGGGGGUGUAUCUGGAGGACGAGGGCCAAUCAGCAGCGCCGGGAGGGCCCUACCGGCCAAUCAAGUACUGGGGGGGAACGGACAUCGUGUGGCGGGGGGAGAUUGAGCCAAUCCCGUUGCGACAAGUGGUUGUUCACGCCAUGGCCGUGUGGCUGGCUGGCAUGGCAGCAGAGGAGUUAAUGUUUGGCCGAGUUGAUUAUUUCACUCGAUCCGACGGCUGGUACUCAUUCUCAGAUGAUCUUGCAAAUGCUGCUGCGCUCGCCACGGCCUUUGCUCUCAUCUGCCGCGCUCCAGAGGUGUGGGGUGCUGCACCCACCGCACCACAGGGGGAGGCGAUACAGGCAAAGGCACCACAGGUGGGAAAGAAUCAAGCGAGCAGUCAAUCUGAAACCGAGUUCCAGCAACAACAGCAGCAGCAACAACAGCAACAGCAUCAAGAACAGCUGCUGCAGCUGCUGCUGCAGAGUGCCAUCCACACGCCGCGCAUCACAGGCUGGCGUGUGCCCUCCUCCGCUGCCUUCCCUGACCUCUUUGGUGCCGGGCCGGACGACCUUAGAGCCUGGCCUGAACCCCUGGAGAUGAGAGGUGGACAGGAGGGUCUGAGGGGAGGGAUGGAGGAAGGCAAAGCAGAAGCAGCAGCAGGAGCAGGAGCAGGAGAAACAGCAGGAGCAGGAGAAACAGCAGGAGCAGCAGCAGCGGCAGCAGUGAGACGAGUAGGGAGGGGCCUGGAGAUGCCAGGGGUGGGAGCUCAUGAGCAGAGGGUGCUGCAGGUGGUGCAGGAGGCAAUGACACUGGCAUCUUCCACUCUCCGGCAGCAUGAGAGUGCCCUGCACGCCAUUGCAUGGUGCCUUGUGGAUGCUGGGGAGGCGAGUGAGGGCGAGAUCGCUGCUGCUGUCGCUGGUGCUGUUGUUGCUACCGGUAGUGCCAGUGUGAACACACACCACAAGGCUGUACAUCCAGCUGCUGCAGGAUGA
Closterium sp. NIES-65 is the source of this 2211-nucleotide messenger RNA. The record is from the annotation of a GenBank genome assembly. Lineage: Eukaryota; Viridiplantae; Streptophyta; Zygnematophyceae; Desmidiales; Closteriaceae.